UAUGCGUAUACAUAAUACGUGGCACAUGUGAUGAAGUAGGUUCUGUAUUUAGAUGGAAUUUAAUUCCGUUGGAAUUUGGAACUCUGUUCUGACAUUCAAAUCUCUCCCAAACACCAACCAAACAUGAAGAUAAUGGUGGCCGUAAAGCGAGUCAUCGACUACGCCGUCAAAAUCCGAGUCAAACCCGACAAAACGGGUGUGGAGACCCAGAACGUGAAGAUGUCGAUGAACCCAUUCUGCGAGAUAGCGCUGGAGGAGGCUCUAAGAAUCAAAGAGGGUGGCAUGGCCUCUGAGGUUGUGGCUGUCAGUAUGGGUCCAGCUCAGUGCGUCGAUACGCUCAGAACUGGACUGGCUAUGGGCGCUGAUCGAGCUAUUCAUGUCGACGCCACUGGACCUCUCUAUCCACUCUCUGUUGCCAAGCUUUUCAAGGCCCUUGUGGAACUUGAGAAACCUGGUCUUCUCAUUCUCGGCAAACAGGCCAUAGAUGAUGAUUGCAAUCAAACAGGGCAAAUGGUAGCAGGGCUGCUUGGUUGGCCACAGGGGACCUUUGCUUCAAAGGUAGUGCUAGAUAAGGAGAAGCAACUGGCAACAGUGGAUAGGGAAGUUGAUGGUGGUCUUGAGACCUUAUGUAUGGACUUACCAGCUGUAAUCACCACUGAUUUGAGGCUGAAUCAACCUAGGUAUGCAACACUCCCCAACAUAAUGAAAGCAAAAUCAAAGGUCAUAAAGAAAUACACUCCACAGGAAUUAAAUGUCGAAAUCAAAUCCGAUUUAGAGGUUCUUCAGGUCACUGAACCUCCUAAGAGAAAAGCAGGGGUUAUAGUUUCUUCUGUGGACGAGCUCAUUGACAAGCUUAAAAAUGAAGCUCAUGUCAUCUGAUUAUUUGAUAGCUUCUUGAUUAGAAAAGCUUUGUACUAAUCAGUUGCUUCUCACCAAAUGUUAAAUGUUGAUGUAUUGACAAAAAUGCAACUACAAAACAAAGCUGAAAGCUAUUUUAAUAAAAUUUCAUUUUGUUAUAUAAUCUAUGUUCAAUGAAUUUCAUGUUUUCUCA
This is a messenger RNA of Quercus robur (English oak), 1051 nucleotides long. RefSeq names its product electron transfer flavoprotein subunit beta, mitochondrial. Gene Ontology annotation, cellular component: cytosol. Bases 124 to 879 code for a protein of 251 amino acids. The transcript is spliced from 5 exons. Lineage: Eukaryota; Viridiplantae; Streptophyta; Magnoliopsida; Fagales; Fagaceae. Gene Ontology annotation, molecular function: electron transfer activity. The record is from RefSeq and is a predicted model, not a curated record.